GAACAGAGUAGACCUCGCUGUGGUUGGCCAAUCCUCACACAUUAUCCUCUCCCCCUCAUCCAUGCCGCCGAGGCCGAGAGUAUAACCAGCUUAACCAGAUCAGAACACACCCCUCGGCAGGCACAUCUCGGUCUCCUCUCCUCUCUCGCUGCUCGCGCCUACGCAGCCUCACCCACCAAUCCUCUCCCCCUCCGCUCGCCGGAGAUGGUGUCGCUUAGAUGCACCACCGCCCACCACAGCCUCCUCGGCUCGCCGUCCUGCCUCGCGCGCCCGCGGCGGGGGUGCACCGUCGUGCGGGCCGCCGCCGCCGUUGAGGCCGGUGCGCAGGCCAAGGUCUCCCUCAUCCGGAUUGGGACUCGUGGAAGUCCUCUUGCACUUGCACAGGCCCAUGAAACCCGAGAUAAGCUGAAAGCUGCACACUCAGAGUUAGCUGAUGAUGGGGCUGUUGAGAUCGUCAUAAUAAAGACCACAGGAGACAUGAUCUUGGACAAACCCCUUGCAGAUAUAGGAGGCAAGGGUCUAUUCACCAAGGAGAUAGAUGAUGCACUCUUGCAGGGAAGGAUUGACAUUGCAGUUCACUCAAUGAAAGAUGUUCCAACAUAUCUACCUGAAGGCACAAUAUUACCUUGUAACCUCCCACGAGAAGAUGUGAGAGAUGCAUUUAUAUGCUUGACUGCAAAUUCUCUUGCGGAGCUUCCUGCUGGUAGUGUUGUCGGAAGUGCUUCCCUGCGAAGACAAUCUCAGAUUCUCUAUAGAUAUCCAUCACUAAAAGUUGUUAAUUUCAGAGGAAAUGUUCAGACAAGGUUAAGGAAACUCAAAGAAGGAGAUGUCCAUGCUACAUUGUUGGCACUGGCUGGACUAAAGCGAUUAAAUAUGGCAGAAACUGCAACAUCUGUACUAUCAGUGGAAGAAAUGCUUCCAGCAGUUGCCCAAGGUGCUAUUGGAAUAGCUUGCAGAAGCAACGAUGACAAAAUGAUGGAAUAUCUAUCCUCGUUGAACCAUGAGGAUACCAGAUUAGCUGUUGCAAGCGAAAGAGAAUUCUUGGCAGUUCUUGAUGGUAACUGCCGAACUCCAAUUGCGGCAUAUGCUUACCGUGAUAAGGAUGGGAAUUGCUCAUUCCGAGGUCUAUUGGCUUCACCAGAUGGAUCUACAGUAUUUGAGACAACAAGAAGUGGACCGUACUCUUUCGAUGACAUGGUUGCUAUGGGCAAAGACGCCGGUCAUGAGCUGAAAGCAAAGGCUGGUCCUGGCUUCUUCGAUAGCUUGCAAUGAAAAUAAUACACCACGACAUGCAGUUUCUAUUGCCACUCUUUUGGUUAGAAACAGACGGCCGAAGUAGAGUAUUGAGAGGGUUGUUUUUGUUUUCUUUUUUCUCCUAGUUCCGCUAGAGCCUUGUACCACAGAUUGAGCAGUCCCAUUUAAAUUUGCAUCUCCUGUUCUUUUAGCUCUCUGGUUUAGAACCUGAACGUCCACGGUUUUGUAAUCCCUUGAGUUGUGUCGGUAUCUGCGCAGCUAUGUUGUAACCUUGUAACUUAAUGUAACUUUGCAGAUAGUUGUUUCAAGAAUAAUUGAGUUCUGAAGCUUCAUGA
Molecule: messenger RNA, 1589 nt
Organism: Phragmites australis (common reed)
Lineage: Eukaryota; Viridiplantae; Streptophyta; Magnoliopsida; Poales; Poaceae
Product: porphobilinogen deaminase, chloroplastic-like
Exons: 5
Coding region: 205-1272 (355 amino acids)
Biological process (GO): heme biosynthetic process
Cellular component (GO): cytoplasm
Molecular function (GO): hydroxymethylbilane synthase activity
Source: RefSeq, a predicted model, not a curated record